UACAAGAUACACCACGUUCCAAUAUAUGUAGGACUUAUUCUCUGUUUGUGGCAGGAACUUUAAAAUUAUUUCUCUGGCUAAAGCAAUCCGGGAUUAAAUUAGCAGUAUUGAACAUGUACUAAUUACAAUUUUUAAUUUAGCGUUUAUUACUAAGGCACUAAUUAUUUACAAUAUUUUUUUUUUUUAAUUAUUAUUAUUUUUUAGUAGUACGUAAUGAUGAUUAACAAAUUGCACGGAUGCAUGCUGAUCGUAGGCUUUGCUCAGCUGAUAGUCACACCCUACCAAGCAGCUUCUCUCUGCGCCUACCACUGACCACACACUGUCUUCUGCUUGGCGACCAUCCCUAUUCUUCAGUAAUCACCUUGAUGCUUUGUUGUCAAAAUGCAUGUUCAGACUGACACUGAAGAGCAGAAGAGUUUGCUGGGAGACCGUGACAAAUGCUCAGAAAUUGGAACAAGAAACUCCAGCAGCCUCUCAACUACAUCCUGGUCAACCUGGCUGUGGCCGGACUGAUCAUGUGCGCCUUCGGAUUCACCAUCACCAUCACCUCUGCUGUUAAUGGCUACUUCGUUCUCGGAGCCACUGCUUGCGCUGCUGAGGGAUUCAUGGCCACACUGGGAGGUCAAGUUUCUCUGUGGUCUCUGGUUGUCCUGGCCGUUGAGAGAUACAUUGUCGUCUGCAAACCCAUGGGAAGCUUCAAGUUCACUGGAACUCACGCAGGAGCUGGAGUCCUUUUCACCUGGGUCAUGGCUUUUGCAUGCGCUGGUCCCCCACUGUUUGGCUGGUCCAGGUACCUCCCUGAGGGCAUGCAGUGCUCCUGUGGACCUGACUACUACACCCUGGCCCCAGGCUUCAACAACGAAUCAUAUGUCAUGUACCUGUUUGUAAUCCAUUUCAUCUUUCCUGUUGUUAUCAUCUUCUUCACUUAUGGAAGCCUUGUCAUGACAGUCAAAGCUGCUGCAGCCCAGCAGCAGGAGUCAGAGUCCACCCAAAAGGCUGAGAGGGAAGUGACUCGUAUGUGCAUCCUGAUGGUCUUUGGCUUCCUGGUAGCUUGGGUGCCAUAUGCCAGUUUUGCCGCCUGGAUCUUCCUGAACAAGGGAGCUGCCUUCACUGCCCUGACUGCAUCCAUCCCUGCCUUCUUUGCAAAGAGCUCAGCACUGUACAACGCACUUAUCUAUGUGCUGAUGAACAAACAGUUCCGUAACUGCAUGCUGAGCGCUAUUGGAAUGGGCGGCAUGGUGGAGGAUGAGAGCUCAGUUUCUACCAGCAAGACAGAAGUGUCCUCUGUCUCUUAAACAUAGAGACAUUUUCAUUUACCUGGACAUUUUCCUUUUUACUGUCUCUUUAAUCUGGAAUAAUCCUCAAUGUGGACUGAGUGAAGUUCAGGGACGUCUGAACUACAUGACCAGUGAUGAAUGGCUCGAGGAAUAAAACUCAUGAACUGCAUUUUUUUCACCUUUUGUUUGAAGGGUGUUGGAAAUCAAUGUGAAUUCAAAAUCACUGCAAAUAAUGGUAAGAUCUGUGAACACAUGUAUAUGGAUGCUCAUUUUGACUCCCUGAGGCACAGAUAUCCCUGAGAUGUUUGAGCUUUUUGGCACCACUGAAUCUACAUAACACCCUUAAAAAAACAUAUGUUUCAAAGCCACAACAUUUGUUUUAUUUAUUUAUUUUUUUUUACAUCAGUGGGAACA
Messenger RNA from Seriola dumerili (greater amberjack), 1691 nucleotides. RefSeq names its product green-sensitive opsin-like. Gene Ontology annotation, biological process: phototransduction; visual perception; G protein-coupled receptor signaling pathway. The record is from RefSeq and is a predicted model, not a curated record. Lineage: Eukaryota; Metazoa; Chordata; Actinopteri; Carangiformes; Carangidae. Gene Ontology annotation, cellular component: photoreceptor outer segment; membrane. Bases 438 to 1295 code for a protein of 285 amino acids. Gene Ontology annotation, molecular function: G protein-coupled receptor activity. The transcript is spliced from 6 exons.